This is a messenger RNA of Suillus paluster, 789 nucleotides long. RefSeq lists its product as uncharacterized. The record is from RefSeq and is a predicted model, not a curated record. Lineage: Eukaryota; Fungi; Basidiomycota; Agaricomycetes; Boletales; Suillaceae. The coding region runs from base 1 to 789 and encodes 262 amino acids. The transcript has 3 exons.
AUGGCUUACGCUGCACGAGCUCUGACUCUGAUCGUGCAGUUCUGGGAGCUUACCAACAAAGCGAAUUCGCUCAACAUUCUGUUCGUUCUCGUUGGUUAUAUCCUCAUGCACACAUCAUCCAUUCAUUUGUUCUUCUCAGCUCGUGCACUUGGUUCCAACUUGAAGCUCAGCGUUGCAAUCUUGUCAUCAUCCAUCCUCGCUUUCACACUCGCUCUCCCCAUCUCACACUACCUUGAGAUUUCUUUGGAUCCAAUAAGUCUCACUGAAGCUCUGCUCUUCUUUGUGCACGUGGUUGGCUUCGAUAAGCCCCUCUGUCUUGUGGCCGCAAUGAGACCCGCCGGCGAGGUACUCAUGGAGGCCACCGAAAACAGCUGCAAUGCCAUCUUGCGCGAUUACGCACUCGAGAUACAGUCAAAGAAGGAUUUAGAUGACCUCGCUUCUUCUACCGCUGCCAAUGGCCAUGCUUGCAGCGGUCAGGCAACACCAAACGGCGCGGUAAGUCCCCUCUCAAAUGCCCAGCGCCCCAUAUCCGCCGCACUCUCGCCAGCGCAGUUCUCUUCCACACACCCAGCGGACGCCGUGCCAAAGACGCUAACAGAUCCGUGGUUCUCGGGUGAAGGACCAAAUGUGCCUCGCCCCAAUCGUCCCAAAGUCCUCGCUCGCCGUUUGCGUGGAUCGUCCUCAUUGACGUCCUCUUUGACUUCCGCGUCUUCCACAGAGCUUGAUGAAGACCAGGUAGUCUGUGUUGUCGGACGAGGUGGUGGAGUCGGAUGGGCAGAAGUUGUCUGA